Prosopis cineraria is the source of this 3309-nucleotide messenger RNA. RefSeq names its product probable LRR receptor-like serine/threonine-protein kinase At3g47570. The transcript is spliced from 2 exons. Gene Ontology annotation, biological process: protein phosphorylation. Bases 1 to 3054 code for a protein of 1017 amino acids. NCBI's taxonomy places the organism in Eukaryota, Viridiplantae, Streptophyta, Magnoliopsida, Fabales, Fabaceae. Gene Ontology annotation, molecular function: protein binding; protein kinase activity; ATP binding. The record is from RefSeq and is a predicted model, not a curated record.
AUGGGCUUCUUUUCUAAACAAUCGCUUCAUUUUGUAUUUUAUAUCAGUCCCUUAGCUAUUCACUGCCUUUUUCUUAGUAUAUCAUCAUCAACCGCUCUAGACAUCACCACAGAUACAGAAGCUUUGAUCUCAUUUAAGUCCCAAUUGAGUGAUAUUGAUACUCUUCACCCUCUAUCUUCUUGGAACCAGAGUUCAUCAUCACCAUGCAACUGGUAUGGUGUUACCUGUAAUAGGUUUGGCCAAAGAGUGGUAGGCUUAAAUCUUUCAAGCUUAAGACUCUCAGGUCAGUUAAGCCCCUAUAUAGGUAACCUCUCUUUUCUGGAGUCCCUUCAGUUGCAGGGUAACCAGUUUACAGGAGUGAUUCCCGAGCAAAUUGGCCAUCUCAUUAGGUUAAGAGCCCUAGACUUGAGUUCUAACAGAAUAGAAGGCAUGCUUCCCUCAAACAUCACUCGCUUGGUCAACCUCGUCAAACUGAACUUAUCUUCAAACAAUAUAGCCAGCCAAAUUCCUCAAGAUAUUGAUAGCAUGAAAAAGCUUCAAGUCCUGAAACUGGGAAGCAAUAAGUUUUAUGGUGCAAUUCCACCUACUCUCGGAAAUAUUUCAUCACUCACAAAUAUCAGCUUUGGCACAAACAGUCUGAGGGGUGGGAUUCCCAAUGAAUUUGGCAGGCUCAAGAACUUAACUGAGCUUGAUCUCACCAUUAACAAUCUCACUGGGACUAUUCCUCCUUCUAUUUAUAACUUAUCUUCCCUUGUUAACUUGGCUGUUGCUGCCAACGAUUUUUGGGGUGAUAUUCCUCAGGAUGUUGGUCACAAACUUCCAAAACUUCUAGUGUUCAAUUUCUGCUUUAAUAGAUUCACAGGUAGAAUUCCUGGGUCUCUUCACAAUCUUACCAACAUCCGAGUUAUCCGCAUGGCCUCAAAUCUCUUGGAAGGAACAGUGCCACCAGGUCUUGGAAAUCUUCCAUUCCUUCGCAUGUAUAAUAUAGGAUAUAAUAGGAUAGUAAGCUCAGGAGACAGAGGUCUAGACUUCAUUACUUCACUGGCAAACAGCACCCUCUUGAACUUUCUUGCAAUUGAUGGCAAUAGGUUGGAAGGUGUAAUUCCAGAGACCAUUGGAAAUCUCUCCAAGGUUCUCUCAAAAUUAUACAUGGGAGGGAAUCGUUUGUAUGGAAACAUACCCCCAUCAAUUGGAAAUCUUAGAGGCUUGAGUUUGUUAAACUUGAGUCACAAUGAUGCAAUCUCAGGAGAAAUUACUUCCGAGCUAAGCCAAUUGGAGGAACUGCAAGAGCUAAAUCUGGCUGGGAAUCAGAUAUCUGGAAGUAUUCCAAACUCCCUUGGUCGUCUCCAGAAGCUAAACAGUCUUGAUUUAUCAAGCAAUCAGCUUGUGGGUGAAAUACCAACAAGUUUUGGGAAUUUUCAGAGCAUUGUCUUCAUGGACUUGUCUCAUAACAAGCUCAACGGAAGCAUACAUAGACAGAUUCUAAGUCUCUCUUCUCUAAGCACUGUUUUUAACUUGUCUAAGAACUUCUUAAGUGGAUCUUUGCCUCAAGAGGUAGGGAAUUUGAUCAGAGUUUCUACCUUAGACUUCUCUGACAAUCUUUUGGUUGGUGAUAUCCCCAGCUCAAUUAGCAAUUGUCUAAGCCUAGAAAGGCUAUUUUUGGCACGAAAUAUGCUUUCUGGUCUUAUUCCAAAAGCUUUAGGAAGCAUCAGAAGCUUGGAAAUUCUUGACCUUUCUUCCAACCAACUCUCUGGAUCCAUUCCUGUUGAACUUCAAAAUCUAAAAGCCCUGCAGUUAUUGAACCUUUCUUAUAAUGACCUAGAAGGAGCAGUUCCCAGUGGUGGUGUUUUCGCAAAUCUCUCUUCUUUCCAUUUUGAAGGCAAUAAGAAACUGUGCUUACUUUCCUCGUGUGUGACUCAAGGCCAUGGAAAAAAGAUCUUCGUAGUUUCUAUCACCGUAGCUAUCGUGGUGACAUUGAUACUAUGUUUCACAAUUGGCUUAUUGUAUGUGAGGAGUAGAAAAUCAAAGGCAGCAACCCCGCUUAAAACGGUGGAGCCAUAUCAUCCCAUGGUCUCUUAUGAUAAGCUUCGACGAGCCACUGGGGACUUCAGUCAAGAAAAUUUAAUCGGAACUGGAAGCUUUGGUUUGGUGUACAAAGGCCAUCUCGGUGAAGUGAGCAUCAGCACUGUUGCAGUAAAAGUACUAGAUACUUUAAGGUCAGGCUCCUUGAAGAGUUUCUUCGCAGAAUGUGAGGCUUUGAAGAAUGCACGGCAUCGAAAUCUAGUAAAGCUAAUCACGUCGUGUUCUAGUAUAGACUUCAAGAACAAUGAAUUUCUGGCUUUGGUUUAUGAGUUCAUAUGCAACGGCAACUUGGAUGAUUGGAUUAAGCAAAAGAAAAGGCAUGCAAAUGGAAAUGGGUUGAAUCUUAUGGAAAGACUGAAAAUUGCCAUUGAUGUUGCUUGUGCAUUGGAUUAUCUUCACAAUGACACUGAAACUCCCAUUGUGCAUUGUGAUUUGAAGCCUAGCAAUGUUCUUCUGUGUGAAGAUAUGAGUGCAAAGGUGGGCGAUUUUGGAUUGGCUAGACUGUUGAUUGAAAGACCAACUAAUCAAGUCUCAAUAAGCUCCACUCAUGUCCUCAAAGGUUCAAUCGGCUACAUACCUCCAGAGUAUGGAUGGGGAGAAAAGCCAUCAGUAGCAGGAGAUGCAUACAGUUUUGGGAUUGUAUUGCUAGAACUCUUUUCUGGGAGGAGCCCAAUAGAUGAUAGAUUCACAGGUGGCCUGAGCUUAACAAGAUGGGUUCAAUCAGCAUUCCCAGACAAGAUUGAGCAAGUCGUAGACCCUCAGCUUCUAUCACACACUUUUGACAAUGACCUUGCUCCUAAAGGUCCAAAUCUGCAGCUGAUUGAUUGUGUGACUACAAUUCUGAGAAUUGGGUUAUCCUGCACUGCAGAUUCUCCAGAUGGACGCCUUAAGAUGAAGGAUGUUGUUGCAAAAUUGAAAAAUGUCAGAGACACUUUCUUGAAACUCAACAAGAACAUUCACUCCAACCAUUAGUUUUAAUGUUGGAAAUAGUAAAUUUAAAUAUUAUGUCUUUUAGGAAUGCAAGAGUCUCUUAGCAUACAAAGUUUAUGAAUCUUAACGUACUUAGAAAUAUGUGAUAGAUGGUUUUUAGUAACUUUAUUAAAAUAUAUAGGAGGAUGUUUACGGGUUAUGAAAAUUAGUAUAAAUUGACCAAGUGUUUUGUGUUUUCCGUUUUGUAUGGGGUUGUAGUAAGAGUGAAAUUUCAGAUAUACAAGUAAUAAUAUUUGU